AUGGCAAGCCGACAAGCCGCCACCAUCGAACCAUUUACACCAUUCCACUACCCGGUCGGCGACCACGUCACCCUAGCGGCGGCGAUCGACAACACUAUGCGCCUCGGCGGCGCCGCCUCGACCCUACACAAGAAGGGGCAGAUGCCUCGCAUCUCGACGGCGCUUGUCGACGCCACGCUUAGGCUCGGGCCUGGACCGGGCACGGAGGAGGGCUACGAGGCAACAAUUGCGAGCAUGGCGGUCUGGCUCGGGCUCUCAACAGCCACUGCGGAGCGGGCCCAGGAGGUGUUCAGGAAGAUGGAGGGGGCGUGGUCGGGGUUCCGGGGCUGGUCCAAGGUCCGGAGCACUGAGCCACUGUACGCGGCCUGCCUCUCCAUCGCCUGCCGCAGCGAGGGCUCGCCGCGGUCGCUCAAGGAGCUGGCCUCGGCGACGGCCGAACGCGGCGCAGCGGCAAGGGUGGAGAUCUCCAGGCUGGCCAAGCACAUCAGGAGGCGGCUCGGGGAGGAGGCCGCCGGCCGGGCGACGGGCGUCGGAGUGGUGCGCGCGUCCGGCUACAUGCGUCGCUUCUGUCAGCUGGUCGGCAUGGGGGACGGGGAGGCGACGGCGGCGAUGGAGGCGGCGCGGCGGCUGGAGGAGAGCGAUCUGGAGGUGGUGCCGCACAACGGCGAGUCCGUUGCGGCAGGCGUCGUCUGCUUCGCCCUCGAGCGCGCCGGCGCCGAAAGGCCCGACGUCCUCUGGGCCGUAGCGGCGGCCACCGGCGUCUCCACGGCCACCAUCAACAAUGUUUGCAGGAAGCUGCGCCCGCACGCCGAGCUGCUCUUUGGCUGA
Lolium rigidum is the source of this 828-nucleotide messenger RNA. RefSeq names its product transcription initiation factor IIB-2-like. The record is from RefSeq and is a predicted model, not a curated record. Gene Ontology annotation, molecular function: TBP-class protein binding. Gene Ontology annotation, biological process: DNA-templated transcription initiation; transcription preinitiation complex assembly. Lineage: Eukaryota; Viridiplantae; Streptophyta; Magnoliopsida; Poales; Poaceae. Gene Ontology annotation, cellular component: transcription preinitiation complex; nucleus. The transcript has a single exon. The coding region runs from base 1 to 828 and encodes 275 amino acids.